Ochotona curzoniae (black-lipped pika) is the source of this 1031-nucleotide messenger RNA. RefSeq names its product glutathione S-transferase kappa 1-like. Gene Ontology annotation, biological process: glutathione metabolic process. Gene Ontology annotation, molecular function: glutathione peroxidase activity; glutathione transferase activity. NCBI's taxonomy places the organism in Eukaryota, Metazoa, Chordata, Mammalia, Lagomorpha, Ochotonidae. The record is from RefSeq and is a predicted model, not a curated record. Gene Ontology annotation, cellular component: peroxisome; mitochondrion. The transcript has 8 exons. Bases 139 to 813 code for a protein of 224 amino acids.
UGAGGUCAGUCUCACAGGCAGGGCGGAAGCAGGGGGUGGAACCUGCUGCUCUCUUAGGGAACGUCCUGAAAACGACUCCUUCGGACCUGCUCUAGCUUCGUUUUGACUUUUGGAAAAGCCAAGGCCACUGGAAACGGCAUGGGGUCCCUGCCGCGCACCCUGGAACUCUUCUACGACGUGCUGUCCCCCUACUCCUGGCUGGGCUUCGAGGUCCUGUGCCGGUAUCAGCACAUCUGGAACGUCAAGCUGCAGUUGCGGCCCAGCCUCCUUGGAGGAAUCAUGAAAGACAGCGGAAACCUGCCUCCACAAAUACCCCGCAAAUUGCAGUACCUUAGAAGUGACCUUCAGCUCCUGCGGCAGCACUUCCAGGUUCCCAUGCAAUUCCCGAAGGAUUUCUCUGAGAUUGUUAGAAAAGGAAGCGUAUCUGCCAUGCGAUUCGUCACUGCCACAAACAUGGAACGGCCAGAGAUGCUGACAAACGUAUCCAGGGAAUUGUGGAUGCGAGCCUGGUCACGGGAUGAAGAUAUCACACAGCCGCAGAGCAUCCUGGCGGCUGCAGAGAAGGCUGGUAUGUCUGCAGAAGACGCCCGAGCACUGCUCGAGAAGAUCUCCACACCACAGGUGAAGAACCAACUCAGGGAGACCACGGAGGCAGCCUGCAAGUAUGGGGCCUUUGGACUGCCCAUCGUCGUGGCGCACAUAGAUGGCAAGACACACAUGCUAUUUGGCUCUGACCACAUGGAGCUUCUGGCUCACUUACUGGGAGAGAAAUGGAUGGGCCCUGCGCCCCCAGCUCUGAAUGCCAGACUUUGAGACUGCCUGAUGGGAGCUGUCGAUCAUUCAAAAGAGCAGGCCUGUGCUUAGUCCCUUUUUCACUGCGUUGCCUAGCUGAAAGAAUUUAGCCCAUGUCCCUGCCAAGGUGUGAUCCUCUCCGCCCUCCUGAACGCCAAGAAGGGCAUCAUUCCAAUUGCAGUCUUUAUGGGAACUGCAUGGUUGUUCUGCAGAGAAUUAAAAAUAGAGCUACUGUAUGA